Molecule: messenger RNA, 762 nt
Organism: Hemisphaericaspora subhashii
Lineage: Eukaryota; Fungi; Ascomycota; Pichiomycetes; Serinales; Debaryomycetaceae
Gene: HMO1
Product: Hmo1p
Exons: 1
Coding region: 1-762 (253 amino acids)
Source: RefSeq, a predicted model, not a curated record
AUGUCUGACUUAAAGAACUCGAAGGAUGCCCUCGUAGCUUCCCUUUUUGAAUUAUCCAAGGCUGCUCAAGAAGCCGCUGCUGCUGCUGUAAACUUCUACAAAACUGCCAAUGUCGAUGCCCUUCCAGCUGACCAAUUGGCCGAAUUAAGUGCUUCAUUAGGACAAAUUGCCAAAGCCACCAUCUCUAAUGGUGAAACCCUUAAUCCUGCCGAUGUUGCUGCUGCUGCUGUCCGACGACGAGGACUUGUAUUCCUUCUUCAUUUUCUUCAGUUCUUCUUCUUCUUCCUUGUCAAAGAUCCAAAUGCUCCAAAGAAACCAUUGACUAUGUAUUUCGCGUUUGCUUAUCAUACACGUAAACAAAUUGCUGAAGAAAGAGAAAAGAAAGGAUUGGGUUCUUUGAAUGCAAUUGAAAUGAAUUCAAUUGUUAAAGAUCGUUGGAUGGAAAUUUCUGCUGAAGAAAAGCAAAAAUGGCAAGAUAGAUAUAGAAGUGAAUUAAAAGAUUAUAAUGUCUUAAAGGAAAAAUAUCAAACUAAGUUAGAGGAUGAUAAACAUGAUGCUGACGUUUCUAUUGCUUCUUUGGUUCCUGUAGUCGAAGAAGAAAAGCCUGAAGUUAAGAUUCCUGUUGUUGAACCCCCAAAGGUUGAAAGUAGUUCUUCUGAAGCUCCAAAGAAAUCUCAUAAGAAACGUAAAUCUGACAAGGAAAGAAGUGAAAAGAAGAAAAAGAAGUCUUCUUCAUCAUCAUCUUCUCAUGCUGCUAAUUAA